This is a messenger RNA of Lolium perenne, 1384 nucleotides long. NCBI's taxonomy places the organism in Eukaryota, Viridiplantae, Streptophyta, Magnoliopsida, Poales, Poaceae. The record is from RefSeq and is a predicted model, not a curated record.
ACUUUUUCUUUUCUCAGGGCCACCCUAUUCUUUCUUCUCUUCCUCCUCUUCCUGAAGGUGGAGACGUGGAGGAGCGUGCCGUUGUCGACGAUGACAACCAAAGCACCACUCGCCCUGCCACUGAAAUCGCGGGUUCUCACAAAUACGCGGCUUCUGCUGAAUCAGAGGCCACUGCCUCGACACACUCUCUUCUUCAUGCUUCAAAGAGGAAGAGAGACGACGUAAAAGAUUCCGGCACUUCCAAAGCCGAAGAAGCUGAGCCUUCUCAAAAAAAGGCAGCUUUUAACCCAUAUACUGAUGCCCUCGUCAGCUCUGAUGAGGAAGAAGAACAAGCUGUUGAUGCUACUGCACGAACGAGUACGUCGCGUACUUUGAUUGUGUCGGAAGCUCAACAUGAUGGGGAUGAGUCUUCUCCUCCCCAACAAGACAUCGUGCAACCAUCGCCAGUGGAGAGCCCCCGAGCCUCUCCAUUGGAGGGAACGAGAGUGGACCCAUCGAGAGAGUCUAUCCAAUUCCCUGGUGGAUCUUCGACACCGUCAUUGGAUGAUCCUUUGAUGAAAGAAUUUAUUCGCCUUGGUACCCAAUUUGUCGGGUAUCGUGACUACACCAAGAAGCUCGAAGGAGAUCUGGCGGAAAGCAACAAACGUGCGGAUGCUCUUGCUGCUAAGUUGAAGCAGAGCGAAGAAAAUCGCCAAAAAGCUGAAAAGGCUGCUGCCACCGUUCCAGAUCUUCGAGAGAGGCUUCACAGAGCUGAAACUUCAUUGAGUGAUAACAUAACUCAGCAAUCAGCUCGAGAGGCAGAGAUUCUUUCCCGCUUGGAAUCACAGUGUCGGCGUUUUGUUAGGCGGACGCAUCAAGAGUAUGAGGUUGACGGUCCUGUGGGUGACGAGCUUCUCGACGCGCUGACCCAUGCCGAAAUUCAUGGGGAUGAAGCACGCGACGGGCUUGAAAAUGCUGAAGCUGGCUUGCUGAAGCUUUUCCCUUAUUUCUUUCCGAAGAAAGAGACUCCCGCUACUUUUGUAGAGCUCGCAAAAACCUUCAAUGGACCCGAAGAUCUUGGGCUGAAACUUCGCCAAGAAGGCCUGAAAAUUGGCGUUGAAGGCACCAUUGCGCUGACUGCUAAUAGCCAACAAGACGUCGACUGGUCCAAGGUUGGCGACAUAGGGGAGAUGGAGACAAAGAAAUGGCAAUCUCUGAUUAGAGCUGCCAAACCUUCGGCAAGACCCAUCCUCUCCUUCCUUGGUGUUAAACCAACGCCUGCUCCAAGCGCAUCCAAGCCGGAGGUCAAGUAGACCACCUUGUCUUUUUUUUACUUCUAUCUUUUGAUGCUAGCGCCUUAGUCCUUCUGGCGGUGAUUAGAUCUUCUAGGGAUCCUUCUUUUGUA